AAUAACUUUAUAUAUUACAAGGAUUUCUGCCUACUUCGACAUUGCAGAAACCAAAGUCAUUAAAGGGUAAGACUAUUCAAGUGAGGCAAAUCACGAUAACCUGAUAAUGCACUGGGAGCCAUUUCUUGUCGUUUUGUUGAUCUUCAUAAUAGCUGAAGGUGCAACACUUCAAGAGAAUGAAGGGUUCAAGAUAUCCCCCGACAGCUUCAAAUUUAAAAGGCACAGGGAAAGAAGGGCAUCCCGCGGGAUACAACAAAAUCCUGAAGAUGAUGGGAAUGAAGGGUUCAAGAUAUCCCCCGACAGCUUCAAAUUUAAAAGGCACAGAGAAAGAAGGGCAUCGGCUAUCGCGUCCCGCCGGAUAUGUCACUACUGUAACAUAAAAGCACUGAGAAUACAACAAAAUCCUGACCCCGUUUGGGAUGAACGUUUACCAACACAAUAGUCAUCUGAGGAAAUCAACAGAGAAAGCAACAGAGCAAUAUUUUACAAUGUAUUCAAUUGUAAAUUAAAAGAUGCAAAAAUUUCAAAA
Molecule: messenger RNA, 529 nt
Organism: Saccostrea cuccullata (small rock oyster)
Lineage: Eukaryota; Metazoa; Mollusca; Bivalvia; Ostreida; Ostreidae
Exons: 7
Coding region: 107-442 (111 amino acids)
Source: RefSeq, a predicted model, not a curated record